Messenger RNA from Nematolebias whitei (Rio pearlfish), 2461 nucleotides. Its product is annotated as potassium voltage-gated channel subfamily B member 1-like. The transcript is spliced from 2 exons. Gene Ontology annotation, cellular component: voltage-gated potassium channel complex; membrane. The record is from RefSeq and is a predicted model, not a curated record. Bases 6 to 2366 code for a protein of 786 amino acids. Gene Ontology annotation, molecular function: delayed rectifier potassium channel activity; protein binding. NCBI's taxonomy places the organism in Eukaryota, Metazoa, Chordata, Actinopteri, Cyprinodontiformes, Rivulidae. Gene Ontology annotation, biological process: protein homooligomerization; potassium ion transmembrane transport.
CCAACAUGAGCAAGAGCGGGGCUCGGUUGACCUCCACGCUGCCGCCGGAAACCUUAGACAUCAUCCGGGCCAAAACCCAGACCCGCCGGGUGCGGCUCAACGUCGGGGGGCUUCUGCACGAAGUCCUCUGGAGGACGCUGGACCGGCUGCCCCGCACCAGACUGGGCAAACUGAGGGACUGCAACACCCACGAGUCCAUCAUGGAGAUAUGCGACGACUACAUCUUGGACAGCAACGAGUUCUUCUUCGACAGACACCCGGGCGCCUUCACCUCCAUCCUGAACUUCUACCGCACCGGGAAGUUGCACAUGAUGGAGGAGAUGUGCGCCCUGUCCUUCAGCCAGGAGCUGGACUUCUGGGGGAUCGACGAGAUCUACUUGGAGUCCUGCUGCCAGGCCAGGUACCACCAGAAGAAGGAGCAGAUGAACGAGGAGCUGAAAAGAGAGGCCGAGAACAUGAGGGAGCGCGAGGGAGAGGAGUUUACGACCACAUGCUGCUCCGACAAGAGGAGGAAACUCUGGGACCUCCUGGAGAAGCCGAGCUCAUCGUUCGCUGCUAAGAUCCUUGCGAUCAUCUCCAUUCUUUUCAUCGUGCUGUCCACCAUCGCCUUGUCUCUGAACACCCUCCCUGAGCUGCAGGACACAGAUGAGUUUGGCCAGCCCACAGACAACCCACAGCUGGCGCACGUGGAGGCUGUGUGCAUCGCCUGGUUCACCAUGGAGUACCUGCUCCGCUUUCUGUCCUCCCCUAACAAAUGGAAGUUCUUUAAGGGACCUCUAAACAUCAUCGACCUGUUGGCCAUACUGCCCUACUACGUCACCAUCUUCCUGACUGAAUCCAACAAGAGCGUGCUGCAGUUUCAGAACGUCCGCCGCGUGGUUCAGAUCUUCAGGAUCAUGAGGAUUCUGCGGAUUCUGAAGCUGGCUCGUCACUCCACAGGCCUGCAGUCUCUGGGCUUCACCCUUAGGAGGAGCUACAACGAACUGGGACUGCUUAUCCUCUUCUUGGCCAUGGGGAUCAUGAUAUUCUCAAGUCUAGUUUUCUUUGCUGAGAAGGAUGAAGAAGACACCAAGUUCAAGAGCAUCCCUGCCUCCUUCUGGUGGGCCACCAUAACCAUGACUACGGUAGGUUAUGGAGAUAUUUACCCCAAGACUCUGUUGGGGAAAAUAGUGGGAGGUUUGUGCUGCAUCGCAGGAGUACUGGUCAUAGCUUUACCUAUCCCCAUCAUUGUGAAUAACUUCUCCGAGUUCUACAAAGAGCAAAAGAGGCAGGAGAAAGCCAUCAAAAGGCGAGAAGCUCUGGAGAGGGCCAAAAGAAACGGUAGCAUCGUCUCUAUGAACCUUAAAGACGCAUUUGGUCGGGGUGUGGAGCUCAUGGAUGUAAUGGUGGAAAAAAAUGAUGAAAUGAGGGAAAAGGUGCACGAUAAUCACCUGUCUCCAAACAGAGGGACACCCAAAAUCAAAUCACCAACCAGUCCCAGCAAGACCACUGAGUCAAACUACCAGGAGAAGGCCAAGCCCUCCAGCAGCCCUCAGCAUCUCAGCGCACAGAACCUUGAAGAGGUGUACAACAAGAUGACCAAGACACAGUCACAACCCGACAUCGAUGGCAAGGAAAAGACGCUGCACCCCAAAACAGGCAAACAGAAAAGUGAAUUUGAGAUGGGUAGCAUCCAUAAUGACGCCUACUCAGGCACCGCAGAGGCGGUGACAGACAUGAAGAGCAUGUCCAGCAUCGACAGCUUCAUCAGCUGCGCCACAGACUUUCCUGAGAGCUCGCGUUUUUCCCAGAGCCCCGGCAGCAACAAGCCGGGAAGGGUCAGUGCCAACCCGGGCCUGGAGCCCACUCUGGAAAAUGAGCAUGAAGGAUCACAUGGCAACGCUACGCCCAAACUGAAUCCAAAUUCUGACAACACGCAUCUUAAGAAUCCACUCAAGAGCCGCCCAGCUAAGGUCAGAGGUGGUGAGGACUCACGGAAAGGAGUUUGCUCAGACAGCUCGUCAGUCCAGAGCCCUGCGACGUCCGCCUACACCACAGCCAGCAGCAGGACGCCCAGCAAGAGCCCAGAGAAUCUACUGCCCAACAUCUUCACGUUCCACGACUCAUCCAUCAAUAAGUUCAUCGACGCUGACACGGAUGAGGAAGAACAUCUGCACGACGGGUCCAGAACCAACGCAGCACAAAGACACUUGGAGAAAGCCAGUCCGAGGUAUGGCCAUAUCUCCAGCUUUCAGCAGGGCCCCAACCACACGGGAGGCCUCUCAAAGAAGCUGGGGAACAACACGCUGCCGUCAGAGGGGCGGGGGAACCACAUGUCUCAGGAGCCGCAGCCACUUCAGGGAGACGCAAGUCAUUCCAACAACUAAAAAUAUGAAAAAGAAACGGAUCGUCAGGAGUACAGAAAGCAGAAGAGGAGACAGCCUUUCCUAAAAUACACACAAAACACUGAGAACUGCAGGAA